AUGAUUAGACGCGGGCUGGACAACGUCAUUCUACGAUGUCGAGAGCUUUGUCAACAAUUCAUGGUCGACAUGUACGCGAAGAUAGAGGGCGAACGAUUACGAUACUUACGAAAUAAUCAACUCAAGCUACGUGCGGAAGAGUACAUUCACUUGCGAGACGCUAUUGUCAACAACGCCGACGCCGCCGAUAUUGGUAAUUCUGUCAUUCUACCAUCAUCGUACGUAGGCAGUCCACGUCAUGUGCAAGAGUAUAUACAGGAUGCUCUGACUUUCGUGCGCGAAUAUGGGCGACCGUGUAUAUUUAUCACGUUCACAUGUAAUCCAAAAUGGCCAGAGAAUACAUCUUUGCUGUUGCCUGGCCAAAAUGCAAUACAUCGUCAUGACAUUACAGCACGUGUGUUUAGGCAAAAGCUGAAGUCUUUAAUAAAUUUUAUUACUAAAUUACAUGUAUUCGGUCCCACACGUUGCUGGCUGUAUUCGGUUGAGUGGCAAAAGCGAGGAUUACCUCAUGCCCACAUUUUGGUUURGUUAAUUGACAAAAUCCGUCCUGAAGAAAUAGAUAAUAUAAUUUCUGCAGAAAUUCCCGCUCCAUCUACUGAUCAAUUGCUGUUUGAUAUUGCUACAGCAAACAUGAUUUAUGGCCCAUGCGGUACUUUUAAUCGUUCAUCGCCUUGCAUGGCAGAUGGAAAAUACAUUGACAUUGACAAUCGUYKGGUCGUGCCAUAUUCGCCCCUGCUGAGUAAAACAUACAAUGCUCAUAUUWAUGUUGAGUUCUGCAGUUCUGUGAAGAGCAUCAAAUACAUUUGCAAGUAUGUCCAUAAAGGCAGUGACAUGGCUGUGUUUAGAGUGGAAAAUACUAAUGUGAAUGCUCCUCCAGUGAAUAAAAACGAUGAAAUAACGCUCUACCAAAUUGGUYGGUACAUCAGCUCCAAUGAAGCUGCUUGGCGUAUCUUUGGUUUUCCRAUUYAUGAACGGGAUCCAGCAGUUGUUCAGUUAGCCGUCCAUCUUGAAAACGGUCAGCGUGUAUWUUUCACGAACGAGACAGCGAUUGAUCGUGCUAUAAAUCCACCAAAAACUACACUCACUGAAUUUUUUGAAUUGUGUAAUCGUGCGCAUGAUUUUGGUGCCUUUGCACGAACAUUACUCUAUUCACAAGUACCACGCUAUUUCACAUGGGCUCAAAUAAAACAAUGGAUACCCCGCAAGCAAGGCUCACCAGUUGAUGCAUGUCCCAAAUUAUUCAAAUCAAACGCCUUGGAGCGAAUAUUUACAGUGAAUCCAAGACAGACUGAGUGCUUUUAUCUUCGACUGUUUGUGAUGCCAAAAUCAGUAGAAAUGAGAGGUGAGAUAAAUAAAUCUGAUAGUGAGAAAUCAGAUGUAUGUAAAAGAAAUAAAUCUGAUAGUGAGAAAUCAGAUGUAUGUAAAAGAAAUAAAUCUGAUAGUGAGAAAUCAGAUAUGGUAAGGUCGAAAGAGAAAGCAAUAGUAGAUCCCAUAAAAAGUAAAAUUAUACCUGAAACAGAUAUAGCUGUAGAACCGAAAUCUAAGGAUAUUAAAGAGAGGAAAUCUAAUGAUAGUAUAGGACCCAGAAGGAGUG
This is a messenger RNA of Polistes dominula (European paper wasp), 1594 nucleotides long. RefSeq lists its product as uncharacterized. The record is from RefSeq and is a predicted model, not a curated record. Lineage: Eukaryota; Metazoa; Arthropoda; Insecta; Hymenoptera; Vespidae.